UAUUGCAGCCAGGAACUGGGCAAAGGCUGGGAAAGUUGGGCGUAGCCUUGUACUUUCUGCAGCUCUGCUGGGUGCCGUGAGGGACAUCUACCUUGGCUUGGAGAAAAACCCCUGGGGGGCCCCCUGCCCCCUGGGGGUCCUCUCUCUCAGAUGGGGCUCCCCUGGGGCUGCAGCCACCCCAGCCUCACCGGCUAUGCUAGGGGCCUCCUGACUUCCCUCAUCACUCUGCUCCUCCUACAGCUGGGCUCAGCCCAGCUCAGAGUGGUGGGACCAGGACACCCUCUCACUGCCAUUCUUGGGCAGGAUGUCGUGCUGCCCUGCCACUUGUCCCCUCAACGCGAUGCUCGCACCUUGGAAAUCAGGUGGAUUCGGCACAGGUUACCUGAGACAGUGCACCACUACCGCCAUGGAGAGGACCUGUAUGAGGAGCAGAUGGAGGCAUAUGCCGGGAGGACAGAGCUGGCCAGAGAUGGUCUCUCUGUUGGAAAUCUGGACUUGCGAAUCAUGGGGCUGAGACCCUCUGAUGAUGGCCAGUACGUCUGCACUGUGGGAGAUGCUGAUGCUUAUGCUGAAACCAUAGUGGAUCUGGAGGUGUCAGCCACAGGCACUGACCCCCACCUCUCCCUGGGGGGCUACGAGGCCGGAGGCAUCCGGGUGCUGUGUCUAUCGGUCGGCUGGUACCCGCAGCCGCAGCUGCUGUGGAGGGAUGCUCGCGGCAGCACCUGCCCUCGGACCCCCAGACACAUUCCCAGGACCAGGAGGGGCUCUUUGAAAUCGAAGGUGCCGUCAUCGUGACCGGGAGCGUGGAGGGGCCCUUGUCCUGCAUGGUCAGGAACAGCCACCUCGAGGAGGAAAAGGAAUCAUCCCUGCACAUCGCAGUUCCCUUCUUCCACAACACCCAGUCCUGGAUGGUGGCUCUGGCUCUGGUCCUCGUGCUUUUGGCUGUGUCCAUUGGCCUCAGUGUUUAUCUCUUCCGAAAGCAAG
Anas platyrhynchos (mallard) is the source of this 984-nucleotide messenger RNA. The record is from RefSeq and is a predicted model, not a curated record. Lineage: Eukaryota; Metazoa; Chordata; Aves; Anseriformes; Anatidae.